GAGCACGCGACCAAGAUGGCGACGAGACGACCGGACAGAACUCCCAGUAUUCUUUCCUCUGUGCUUCUUCAAAUCCUGCUCUACCUCUCUGCAUUCUACAGCCUCUUCUACUUCCUUUCCAGCCUCUGUAUGAUCAUCUACAAAAGUCAGGUGCUGAGUUACCCUGGUAGUUAUUUGGCGCUAGAUGUGUGCUUGCUCCUGUUGAUGGCUGCUUUCGAAAGCUUGAGAGUCUACUGGGGAGUGAGAGGGAACCUGCAGGAGAGCAAGAGAUAUGUAGGUGCAAGUCUGCUUAUGUCAGGAGCCACACUUCUGCUCUCAGUGUACUUCCUGGUGUGGCAGUCAUAUGUGCUAAGAGCUGAUGUCAUCAUUAACGCCAUCCUGCUCUGCAUCUAUAGUCUCUCUGGAGUAGCCAGCUUUGGAGCCCUUGCACGCUUCACCAGCAUUUACUCAUGACACACUAGGUCUGUCCUGAUGGGAUAAAUCCAUGUCUACAGCAGCACUUCACUUGAUGUAUGGACUUCAUGUUCCAUAACGUACCAGUGCAGAUCCUCUGUCUCAGCAUAAACACUGGUUUGAAAUAGGAUGAGAGACUUUGAACUGAGAACAUGCCGUUAACUACAUUUCUCUAAAUUGUACAAACACACAGAAUGCAAAAUAGACAUUAACAAAAUGAGGUUUUUUUGUUUCUAUCUUUUUUUUCUAUUUUUGCACAUGUGGCAUGAGUUGAGGAGACUAAUGUUAAAAUAAGCCAUAGUCCACAUUGUGGGUGCAAUGGGUAACUGAGUGAUCAAUCUCAUUAAAUCUGAAGGUUAAUAAUUAAAUUGAAUCAGUCUCAUUGAAUCAUACCAUUGAAUCAGUCUCAUUAAUUAAUACCAUUAAUUUUGGUGCUUAAUAAUAAAUUACCAAACAGCU
This is a messenger RNA of Neoarius graeffei (lesser salmon catfish), 912 nucleotides long. RefSeq names its product transmembrane protein 80-like. The record is from RefSeq and is a predicted model, not a curated record. The transcript has 6 exons. Gene Ontology annotation, biological process: non-motile cilium assembly. The coding region runs from base 16 to 453 and encodes 145 amino acids. Lineage: Eukaryota; Metazoa; Chordata; Actinopteri; Siluriformes; Ariidae. Gene Ontology annotation, cellular component: ciliary transition zone.